CUCACAUCCAAUGGACGGUGAGGUGGGUGGGACUUCCUGAGCCGGUUGCUAUGACAAGCACGGCUUUUCCUUAGCAACCGGCGUUGGGGCGGCGGUGCGGGCCGCGGCGGCGGCGCAGUGUCCUCUGGGCUGAGAAGUUUCCCCUCCUGCUGAAGCUGCUCUGCCUGUGUUCACAGAGCCGUGUUCCUCUCAGCCGCCUGAGCUGUCUGCACUGCAGCACCUUGCUGAGCUCCGGGCAGCUCCUCUGCCCCUUCCCGGGGUCACUGUGGAAGGGCCAUGGCAGACACCGGGGAGGGGAAAAAGGAGGAGGCUGAUUAUAAAAGACUUCACAGCUUUCCACUGAUUAGGCACACAGACAUGCCGGAGGAGAUGCGUGUAGAGGCCAUGGAGCUGUGUGUCACAGCAUGUGAGAAAUACGCCACCAACAACGAGAGCGCUGCCAAGAUGAUCAAAGAGAUGAUGGACAAGAAAUUUGGGUCCUCCUGGCAUGUGGUGAUUGGGGAAGGUUUUGGCUUUGAGAUCACUCACGAGGUGAAGAAUCUGCUGUACAUGUUCUUUGGUGGCAGCCUGGCCGUGUGUGUCUGGAAGUGCUCCUGACAUCUGGCCGGGUCCCAGACUCGCUGCAUACAAGAGAUUUCUUCCUUCUCUUGACAGGUUUUGUACAAUCUGGAGGUGGGGCUUUAUUUUUAAUAGUUAAACGUCAAGAUUUUUUUUUUUCAUACUGACGUAACAGUUCCGUGGGAUACAUAUACUUGGUGCGUGUGUGUGUAUAAACUUGCUAAGCUGUCCUGUCCUUGCUCGUGGGAUUUCUCAUCUGUCUGUGGCUCUUUCCUUGGUGUUUGAGCCGAAGCAGGAAGGAGGUGGGGAAUAGGUAAUCUCACGACACACUGCAGAGCCAUACAGCAGUGCUAGGAGGGGGAAGCAAAAGAGAAAAGGUGCUAUCUAGCCCUACGGGUUUUUUUAGCUCCCAUUUGUUCCACAUUGUGUCCUCUCUUCUCUGCCAUCCCCACUACCAUGUGGUAUGGCUCUGACCAGCACCUGUCUCUCCUCUCUCCGAAUGCCGAGAAUACCUUCUUCCCCUUUCUAAGAUGUCCGAACAGAACUGGCAGUGCCAAGGGUCUCCCUUUGGGCUGCCCGUGGAGGUGUUAGCCAUGGGAAAGCAGACUCGGCUUGCCCUUCCCCUCUUCUUUUGGGAGGGCACAACAGCUGAGCUGUCUGGGUGUAGGAGGUUGCUAUGCAAACUGCCCCCUCCUUUCUCACCCACCGCACGCUGAGAUAGCAUGAAAACACAGGCGGCUGACGACGCCUGCGGAGUGGGUGAGAACUCUUCAUAAGGCUCAAAUGCCUCCCUGUCAGUUCUUGGGGGUGUUGCAAGUGCUGUGUACUUUCAGCAUCUUGUUUGGAGGCUGGUAGAGGAAGGAGGCUCCAUGUGAGAUAUCACUUGGUCAUCGGAAACCUAAUGUCUUUUUGGACUUGCGUUCUUUUAGCCCGUUUCAUUUUUUUUAAAGCUGUCAAUGUUGGAGGAUGGAAUGAACGUAAUUGUAUGUUACGUGUAUGGCUUAUUUAUAUAAAUCUGGGGAACUGUUUUUACAAUAAAAAUUUAGUAAAAUGUU
Molecule: messenger RNA, 1613 nt
Organism: Aquila chrysaetos chrysaetos
Lineage: Eukaryota; Metazoa; Chordata; Aves; Accipitriformes; Accipitridae
Gene: DNAL4
Product: dynein axonemal light chain 4
Exons: 4
Coding region: 277-597 (106 amino acids)
Biological process (GO): microtubule-based process
Cellular component (GO): dynein complex
Molecular function (GO): dynein intermediate chain binding; dynein light intermediate chain binding
Source: RefSeq, a predicted model, not a curated record